Molecule: messenger RNA, 10018 nt
Organism: Girardinichthys multiradiatus
Lineage: Eukaryota; Metazoa; Chordata; Actinopteri; Cyprinodontiformes; Goodeidae
Gene: ttc28
Product: tetratricopeptide repeat domain 28
Exons: 35
Coding region: 296-7975 (2559 amino acids)
Molecular function (GO): protein binding
Source: RefSeq, a predicted model, not a curated record
CCCCGCCUCUCACCGGACAAAAAUUCCGCUAUGGGGAGGAUCGGCUGCGGGGAACAUGGCGCAUUCACUGCGGAUUAACUUUCACCAAGAAAAACUAUGGAAAGUCGCUACAUAAUAAGCGCGUCUCGCUGGAUCUUGAGCUGAUUCGUAGAACAGGUCACCGGGUAACGGACGGCAGACGUCUGGGCUUGUUUUGGAUGGUGUCUUUGGGUUUUCCUGUCCUGCCUCAGUUCUGCUGCUGCUGCUGCUGCUGAGGGAUCAAAGUUUGGAGCAGCAGGCGGAGGAUUUAGCGGAGAUGGAAAAGCCCAGAGCGAGGAAAGAGAAGUUCUCCCUUUUCGGCUCUCGCUCCACCUGCAGAGCCACCAACCCUCCCUCUUCAUCCUUUCAAUCUUCAUCUCCCGGGAUCCCCUCAGCCACAGUUGGGAAACGGACAGAUCGAAUUUCCGGCUCUGGUCCAGCCGCCCUUAGCAAAGCUGAGUUCUUGGAACGUGUGCGUCACAGUAACCAGGCCUGCCAGCAGGGGGAGUUCGCAGUGGCUGUUGGUCUUUACACUGAGGCCCUCACCGCAGACCCGCAAAACUGUAUCCUGUACAGCAACCGAUCUGCGGCGUAUCUGAGACUUGGACAGUACGGCAAGGCUCUGGAUGAUGCGAUCAAAGCUCGACUCAUUAACCCUAAAUGGCCCAAGGCUUACUUUCGUCAAGGGGUUGCACUGCAAUACCUGGGUCGUCAUGCCGACGCCCUGGCGGCAUUCGCCUCAGGUCUCGCACAGGACCCCAAGAGUCUCCAGCUGCUUGUCGGCAUGGUGGAGGCUGCAAUGAAAUCACCACUCAGAGACACGCUUGAGCCCACCUACCAACAGCUACAGAAGAUGAAGCUGGACAAGAGCCCAUUCGUGGUUGUGUCUGUCAUUGGCCAAGAGCUGCUGACACAUGGUCACCACGGAGCCUCAGUCGUUGUGCUGGAGGCGGGCCUGAAGAUCGGCACUUGCUCAUUAAAGCUUCGCGGAUCCGUCUUCUCCGCUCUGAGCUCAGCGUAUUGGAAUCUUGGAGAUGUAGAGAAAAGUAUGGCUUACAUGCAGCAGGACCUAGAGGUGACGAAGGCUCUAGGUGACCAAUCAGGUGAAUGUCGUGCUCAUGGGAACCUUGGCUCUGCAUUAUUCUCUAAAAGCAAUUACAGAGAAGCACUGGCCCACCACAGGGACCAGCUAGUGCUGGCCAUGAAGCUCAAGGACAGAGAAGCUGCGUCAGGUGCUCUCAGCAGUCUGGGCCAUGUGUACACAGCCAUAGGAGACUACCCCAACGCGCUGGCCAGCCACAAACAGUGUGUCCUGCUGGCCCGGCAGACCCAGUGCCAGCUUUCUGAGGCACGCCAACUGGGCGACAUGGGUGCUGUUUACACGGCACUGGGAGACUUCACCAAUGCUGUCCAGUGUCAUGAGCAACACCUGGACAUCGCAAAGUCUUUGAAGAACCGGAAAGAGGAAGCACGGGCGUACAGCAACUUGGGCAGUGCCUACCACUCCCAACGGGACUUUGACAAGGCCAUAUCUUACCAUACGAAGGUGCUGGAGUUGGCACAGGAGCUGUCGGACAGAUCGAUCGAGAUGAGGGCAUUUGCUGGUCUGGGUCACGCUGCUCGUUGCAUGCAGGACUUGGAGAGAGCCCGUCAGUACCACCAAAACCAGUUAGAGAUUGCUCAGGAGCUCCAAGACAGAGCAGCACAGGGCCGAGCUUCCUCGAACCUGGGCAUCAUACAUCACAUGAAGGGGGAGUAUGAAACAGCGCUGAAGCUCCACAAGGCCCACCUCUCUUUGGCCCAGGAACUGGGUGACUACGCAGCCCAGGGGAGGGCCUACGGUAACAUGGGCAACGCAUAUCAUGCACUUGGCAUCUACGACCAGGCAGUGCGGUACCACCGACAAGAACUCCAGAUCUCUCUAGAGGUGAAUGAUCGCCAGUCACAGGCAUCCACUCAUGGUAAUCUGGCUGUGGCUUAUCAGGCGUUGGGUGCUCAUGACCGUGCUCUCCAGCAUUACCGUCACCACCUGACCAUUGCACGGGAACUCAGAGAUACUCAAACUGAAGCAAGAGCCCUAGCAAACCUAGGUAACUUCCACAGCUGGAGAGGUGAGUAUGCUCAGGCUCUACCCUACUUCCAGCAGUACCUGGCUUUGUCCCCGGGGCUGCAGGACCUGGAGGGUGAAGGAAAAGUCUGCCACAACCUGGCCUAUGCUCACUACUGCCUGGGACAGUACAAAGAUGCUGUCAGGUAUUAUGAGCAGGACUUGGCUUUGGCUAAAGACCUCCAGGACAAAUUAGCCCAAGCAAAAGCCUAUUGUAACCUUGGUUUGGCACACAAAGCUCUGGGAGAGUACAGCAGAGCAGAAGAGUGUCAGAGAUACCUGCUUUCUCUAGCUCAAGCUCUGGAUAACACACAGGCGGUUUUCAGAGCCUACGGGAACCUCGGGGAUGUGUUUGUGUGUCGGGGGGAUCUCCCAGGAGCUGUGACGUUCUACCAGCAGCAGCUAACUCUGGCUCAGAAGGCUGCCGAUCAAAAGAUGGAAGCUGAUGCAUACGCAGCACUGGGAUCAGUUCACAGGCUGCUCCGCCAGUUGGAUGCAGCCUUGUCCUUCCACAGCCAGGAACUGACUCUUCGAAAGGAUCUGGCUGAUCCUCAGGGAGAGUGCCGGGCUUUGGGCCACCUGGCGGCAGUCCAUAUGGCUCAGGGGGACUACACCACGACUUUCCAGUGCUAUGAGACCCAGCUGGGGCUUGCACAGGGGCUAAGGGAUGCCCGUCUAGAGGCUCAGGUCCAUGGAAACAUGGGCAUCACCAAGAUGAACAUGGGGGCAUUUGAGGAAGCUAUCGGAUACUUUGAGCAGCAGCUGGCCAUGCUGCAGCAGCUGAGUGGAAGUGAGGGCAUGCUGGACAGAGGCAGGGCCUAUGGGAACCUGGCAGACUGCUAUGAUGCUCUGGGAGACUAUGAGGAGGCGAUCCAGUACUACGAGAAGUACUUGACGGUGGCUCAGAGUCUCAACCAUGUCCAGGACCAAGAGAAAGCCUACAGAGGACUUGGAAAUGCACACAGAUCCAUGGGCAGUCUCCAGCAGGCACUGGUGUGCUUCGAGAAACGUUUGGUGGUAGCCCACGAGCUUGGUGGUGAAGGAGGGGGUAAGGCUCAGGCUUAUGGGGAGCUGGGCACCUUACACAGCCAGCUGGGUAACUACGAGCAGGCUCUCUCCUGUCUGGAGCACCAGCUGAGCAUUGCUCGCUCAGCAGGGGAUAAAUCCCUGGAAGCAGAGGCAAGCGAUGCCCUCGGAGGCGUUUAUCAGCUGAUGGCAGACAACAAAACUGCUCUGCAGUGGCACCAGAGGGCGCUAAGCAUAGCCGAACAGACGGGCUGUGUGAGGAGCCAGGGUCGAGCCUACGGCAACAUGGGUCUGACCUAUGAGGCUCUGGGAAACUACGAGCGAGCUGUGGUCUUUCAGGAGCAGCACCUCAGUGUGGCGGCGCAGACCAACGAUUUGAUAGCAAAAACUCUGGCCUACGGGAGCCUGGGGAGGACACAUCAUGCCCUGCAGAACUACGCUCAGGCUGUGAUGUACCUGCAGGAAGGUCUGCGGCUGGCUGAGCAGUUGGGCCAAAGAGAAGAUGAAGCAAAGAUUCGGCAUCGCCUCGGCCUUUCGUUGUGGGCCGGCGGUAAUCUGGAGGAGGCACAACACCAGUUGUACAGAGCUUCUGCAUUAUUCGAGACCAUCCGUCACGAGACACAACACAAUCUGGAUUACAAGCUCUCCCUGUUUGAUCUGCAAACCAGCUCAUACCAGGCUCUCCAGAGAGUCCUCGUCAGCCUAGGGCGACACGAUGAGGCUCUGGCCAUAGCUGAGCGAGGACGCACACGUGCCUUUGCUGAUCUCCUGGUUGAGCGCCAGAGAGGAAGUAAACAAGCAGCAAGUGCUGACCCUUACAUCCCAGUCACUGUGGAGCACAUCCUAGAGACGGUUAAUGGUCAAAAGGCACUGGUCCUCUACUAUUCCCUGGCAGGAGGGUUUCUCUACAGCUGGUUGAUAUCUCCAGGCACAGGCAUCUUGAAGUUUAACGAGGUAUACCUGGGAGAGGCGGGGCUGGAGACUUCUGAGUUCCAGGAUGGUGGCGGUAGUUUGCACGGAGGAGGCCCCUUGUCUUUGGAUCAGUACAUCUGCAACGCUAGAGAGGCGCUGGGAGUAGACAUCCAUCACAGCAGAGUUUGCUCCAGCAGUGAGACGGAGAGUGAAGCUGGAGAUCUGCUGGAGCAACAGUUUGAGGAGCUGAACAACAAUCUCACUUCAGCCACUGACCCAACGGGCUAUCUUCGCAUGGUGUCCAGAAAUAACCUCUUCAACAGAAGCUGUCGGAGCAUGACAAGCCUUUACAGUACUACAGUGUCUCCUGUGAAGGAUGGAUUAUCUUCUCCUCUUUGUCGAACCAGUAAGAUUGGCAAACCUCCUCUACGAGCCCUUUAUGACUUACUCAUAGCACCAAUGGAAGGGGGCCUGAUGCACAACAGUGGACCUGUUGGCAGGAACACACAGCUUGUAGUAGUUCUAGAAGGAGAAUUGUACCUGAUCCCAUUUGCCUUGCUUAAAGGCAGCUCCUCUAAUGAGUACCUGUAUGAAAGGUUUAAUAUAAUUUCUGUACCGUCUUUGGCCAGCCUGCAAGCUGCAAGUAAACCUCAUCCUCGUUCCAGCGGUCCUUUGCUUUGUCCAGAUGGAGGUUCUGUGGUUGCAGUAGUCGGGAAUCCUCACCUGCCUCCCAGUGUUAUGGACCGCUGGCUGUGGGGGCCCUUACCCUCAGCCCAAGAUGAAGCUCUGUCUCUGGGGGAACAGCUGGGUUGUCAUCCCCUGACUGAAGUUAACGCCACCAAGGAGCGUGUUUUGGCAGCACUGAAUCAGGCAGAGUGUGUUCACUUUGCAACUCAUAUAUCCUGGAAGCUCGCCGCGCUGGUCCUCGCCCCCAGCCAAGAGCGUACCUUGGGAGACAUGCCGAGCAGCCGGCCAAAGGAGAACACUCUGUGUGGAAAGUCAGCAUUAGGGGAAGCUGUGGAUCAGGAGGAGGAAGUCGAGUGUUUGUUUCCUAAGAGUUGCAGCAGCCCAGGGAGACUCAGAGGAGUGGAAGAAAGCAGCGAGGACGGGGAGAGUGUUUGCGGAGUGGAGAGCGUGUGUGACAGUAUGCCACUUCACGACUUUCUCCUCACUGCCGCUGAUAUCCUAGAUCUGUGCCUCACAGUCAAAUUGGUGGUUCUGAGGUUGUACCCGGAGUCUAACUGCAGGAUCACGGCUGACGGAGUGGUGGGUUUGACCCGAGCAUUCUUGGCUGCAGGCAUUCGGUGUGUGUGUAUCUCUCUGUGGCCGGUGCAGAUCGCUGCUUCCAAACUCUUCAUGCACACUUUCUACACUGCCCUUCUAAAUGGAACCAAAGCCAGUGUGGCUCUGACGGAGGCCAUGAAGAACCUGCAGAGCAGCAAGCACUUCUCACACCCCUCCAACUGGGCGGGUUACAUGCUGAUAGGCAGUGAUGUGAAGCUGAACAGUCCCAUGUCGCUGGUUGGACAGGCCCUGGCAGAGAUCCUCCAGUAUCCAGAGAAAGCCAGGGAUGCCCUCAGGGUGCUGCUGCACUUGGUGGAAAAAUCCUUGCAGCGCAUUCAGAGCGGUCACUGUAACCCGAUGUACACAUCGCAGCAAAGCAUCGAGAAUAAGGUCGGGGGAGUUCCCGGAUGGCAGGCCCUCCUGUCUGCUGUGGGCUUUCGGCUUGAAGUCUCCGGCUGCGGUGCUGGGCUCCCUGCGGCGGUGUUCUUCCCGAUGUCCGACCCUGGAGAUCGUCUGCAGCAGUGCAGCACCACGCUGCAGUCUCUGCUUGGUCUGACCCCUCCAGCUCUGCAGGCUCUCUGUAAACUGGUCACAACAUCUGAAGCAGGAGAACAGCUCAUUCACAAGGCAGUUAAAAGCAUGGUGGGGAUGCUUCAUCAAGUUCUGGUGCAGCUGCAGUCAGGCGACAAAGAGCAAGACUUCCCACUGGCUCCCAUUCAAGUGUCGAUAAGUGUGCAGCUAUGGAGGCUCCCAGGCUGCCAUGAGUUCCUGGCUGCACUCGGUUUUGAUCUGUGUGAGGUCGGUCAGGAGGAAGUUGUGUUAAAGACUGGAAAACAAGCCAGCAGACGUAAUAUGCAUUUGGCCCUUCAGGCUCUUCUUGCCCUGUUUGAUUCCACAGAGCUGCCUAAGCGACUGAGCAUGGACAGUUCCUCCUCUUUAGAGUCUCUGUCCUCCUCCCAGUCAGCCUCCCAGCCUCACUCCUUGCCCGUCUCCCUCAGCUGCUACCCACCUCAGCCCUCCUUCCUACCCCCAGGCUGCUCUGACAACCUCUCCUGUGACGCCAUCUCUGUCUACAGCCUCAGCUCUCUUGCGUCCUCUCUUAGCUUCCUGACUCGCCCUGAACCAGCAGGAAGUGACAUCAUCAGCCAUCGCUCACAUCAGCAGGAGCCAGUGAAGCAGGGUGGAGGGACGGGCCUUUAUUCCUUGCAACGCCAUGCCGGCGGCCUGUCAAGAGGCCGGCUGACCAAUCAUGGAGGAGGAUUGGCAGGAGGGGAGGACGAGGAGUAUGAGGGGUUCUCUAUUAUAAGCAGUGAGCCGUUGGGACGAGCAGGGAGGGAAUGUGACACAUUACCACUCCCCGGAGGACACCGACAAGGCAAAGGUGGUUCUGGACAAGGAUCUGUGUUGUGCCAAACUCUGACAGUUUCCUCCAAGGGGAGCAUCAGCACACCUACCUCCCCGCUUAAAGCUCCACCACUGGUGCAGGCAGAUCCUAUAAGCCCCAAGGUCAUCCAAAAAAUCUCAUUGUCUAAACGGACAGUAAAAGGGAAGGCUUGCAGCUCUGAGUCAGACCAGUCGAGCACUGAAACAGACAGCACCGUCAAGUCACAAGAGGAGAGGAUGGGCCCUGCAGGACAACUGGAUCCACACGAAUUGGCGCAAAAGAUCCUGGAGGAGACCCAGAGCCACAUGCAAGCUGUGGAGACUCUGCAAAAAGCAAAUACCAGAGUAAAAGCGCUGAGAGGAGCUGAGGGCCAAGAAGAUCCUUACACCAGGCAACCAUCUCUGUCUAUGCCCACAACCCCAACUUUAAAACCUGCCAGAGGAGCAUGUGGGUUCCAGCCAUCUGAGACGAGUGCAUUCAGCAGACCUCCCAGCAGAGCAAGUCUGAAAGCCUGCUCGUCCCCUUUUUCUGUCCAUAAGCAUCUUUCACCCCUCUCCACCACUGAUUCAAGGCCUCCUCCAACUCCUCCUAAACCGCCGUCCCGCUCCUCAUCACUGCAGAAAAUCAACACCACGACUCCUUCUUCUCCUUCAUUGUAUCUCCCUGUGAAGGAGAAGCAUUCCCCCCUCAUCUUCAGCUCCUCAGAGGAGCCCAUACAGUCCCAACACAAACCCAAAUACUCUGGUUCACCUUACAGCUGCCACAUAUCACCUUCUCGCUCUCCUGCCGACAGUGCCCCAUCUCCAGCCCUCUCCUACUCCUCCAGAGGGUCUGUCUCCACAUCGUCCAGCCCGGCAAAUGCUUCUGAGCCCAGCCAGUCAAAACAGGACAACAAGGUCCAGGCAAUGCACAACCUGAAAACCUUCUGGGCCAGUGUCAGCCAGAAACAGGAGGCCCCCAAUCCUGCCACUUUGCUCCGAGGUGGGAAUAAGAAAAUGAGUACAGUUCAGAAAGAUGUUUUGGGUUUGCUGAAUCUCUCACCCAGACGAGGGUCCGGCAAGAAACAUGUGGACAGGCAGGAAGACUGUGACAGACCAAACGGGCACCGUAAACUGGACCCAAAACCUCCUCUUACUCUAUCAGCAAGUCUUCCAACAAACAUUAAAGGAGGCAUCAAACUUCCCUCUGGGAAUGGAUACAAGUUUCUCUCCCCUGGACAAUUUUUUCCAUCUUCUAAAUGUUAAAUCCUGCAGAAGAUUGAUUUGAGGAUUCACUUUCUAUGUACAGUGAUAGAAGCUGUCCUUUUUUCAGUAAAAUACAACUUAACCAAUCUCUGCUAAAGGUGAAACCUAAACCAGGCCAUUUCACACUGAUCCGUUUUCACGUGUGUGUACGUAUGUGUGUAUGUAGGAUGUUCAGUGCCUUGCAAAAGUAUUCAUUUCCCUUGAAAUUAAGGGAAAUUAAUACUUUUGUGUGAAUACUUUCACAUUUUGUUAUGUUACAACCACAAACAGCAUUUUAUUAGGAUUUAAUUUAAUACACAGAGUAGUGCAUGAUUGUGAAAUAAAAAAAAAAAAAAAAAUUUUUCCUGUGGGGGUAUGUUUCUACAUGCUUUACACUUCUAGAAACUGAAAUUUUUACACUGCAAGUCGGAUUUAGGUCUGGACUUUGACUGGGCCCUUCUAAUAGAUUAAUAGGCUUUGAUCUAAACCAUUCCAUUCCUAUAGCCAUCCAUCAGCUAUACCCACUUGUUCUUGAAGAAUCACAGGGGUGGCUGGUGCUUAUUUUCAGAGGUCAUUGGGCAAGACCCUGGACAGGUUGCCAGUCCAUUACAGGCCAACAAAUACCCCUUUUCCAACAAUGCGGUUCAGAGCCCUUUCUAAAUCCUGGAAGUGAUUUUAAACCCGUGACCCGAGGUUCAACCAAAAAGAGAGGUUCCAGGCGUGAACUAUGGCUCAACUCGGGCGCCACACAAUAUUUGGUUUUUGUGCGCAUACUGUGACGUCAAUGUUCGAAAGGAACCUGAGAGUUCUUUGGCUGGACAAAUGCCUACAGAGAGACACAGGGCAAACAACCAACACACUCAUACCUAAGGGAAAAUUAGAGAGAUCAUUUAACCUAACAGUCAUGCUUUUGGACUGUGGGUAAAUAAAACCAGAGUACCCAGAGAGAACCCACACAUGCACAAGCGGACCAUGCAAACUUUAUGCAGAUAUACUAUAAUAGUAAGAAAGCAGUGUAAUAUAAUAUAACUCUAUAACAAAUGUAGGUCACAUAACCACUGUUCUCUUCCUGAAUUCUAACACAUUCCAAUAAUAAAGACAGUCGUAUUUAUGAAUUAUUACAUUAUCUGUGUUAGUUAUCAUAUUUUCAAAGAAUAUUUUUAAUGUUGUGCUGAAAAUGUAACAAGAUAGCAAUACUGGAAAACUGUUAUUACAACAUUCACUCAAAAGGUUUAUUGCAUUAUUAACAAGUUAUUACACUGUUGGCUUUAUUACAUUUAAAGUUACAAAAACUAUUACUUAAUUAUCAGGUAUUAUAUUAUUCCCUCUUAUUACACUAUUGGUUGCUACCCUCUUUCACAGCACCUUUUUCACAGGCUUUCUGUGCCCUCUAUAUGACUGCCAAACUUGAAAAGGCAUUGGGUGUUUUUUUAAUCUAAUAGUCCUUUAAUUCACUACAACUUAACUUUGUGUUGGUAUAUCAUAUUAAAUCCUACAAAAAUAUAUUGAAGUCUGUGGUGUAACAUGACAAAACAUGAAAACAUUCAAGCGAUAUGAUUACUGUUGCAAAGCAUCGUACAUGGUUUGAAUGUGGUGACUGUGCCUUCUCAAGCAGUCUUUGAGUCUCUGGCUUUAACUGUGUUUUAAUGUCCAACUAGUGAGCAUGUGUUUGGAUGUACACUGAAAUGUUCUGAUUUGCGGUCUGUUGACUGGAACAAAAUUGUCAGUCAAUGUUUUUUCUGUUCAAAAUGCUCGCUAUUUGUGUAAGUCCACCUAAAUAUGAGCUUAAGUUAAUAUGUAAUAAUUAUUAUUUUAAAAGUUAUGGUAAUCCUUUUCAUGUAUUUAGCUGUUUUCCACUUAAUGUUACACAUUUUAUAAAGACAAUAAAACAUGACAGACACCAAAAAACACUGAUAUUUUUAUGGAAGUUCAUUUUCAUAUGCAAAUGUCAAAACUUGUUAUUGAGUUUUAAUAAAUGUAUAGAAUUGUUUAACUUUGCAGCAGUUUCAGAGAUCUAUUCAGAUAACUUUGUUGCCAUGGCAAUUAAAGCUUUUGCUUUAGUUU